UUCCUUCCUUCCUUCCUCCCCUUCCUUCCUUCCUUCCCGUACCAGCAGGUACCGGGCGCUCCCGAGGCGGCUAGGCCGGCGCCGCUGCCGCAGCGGGGGCCCUGGGCGGGCCCGGCCGCCCGUCGCCCGGCCCCUUAUGAGUAAAAUAUGGCAAAGUGCAGUUUCACUGAACCUGACUACUAAGGUGCAGAGAGAAUCUUUUCCAUCUGCUGGUCCUCCAGUGCUUUGAAGAAUGCGAGACCUAGCAGCUCAGGUAACGAGCAGUCUGCUGCAGUUUCCCGAGGUGACUGUUCAGGCACUUGGGGAAGAUGACACAACCCUAGAUUCUGUGCUGAGCGGGAAGUUUUCUGGAGGGAGAAAUGGCCUGGCAUGGCUGGCAUGUGGUCCUCAAUUGGAGGUAGUGAGCUCUGUGACAGGAGAGCGGCUCUCUGCGUACCGUUUUGGUGGAGUAAAUGAACAACCUCCCACUGUUCGUGUGGUAAAGGAGUUCUCCUGGCAGAAGAGAACUGGGCUGCUGGUUGGGUUGGAAGAAGCAGAGGGGAGUGUUCUGUGUCUGUACGACCUUGGAAUAUCAAGAGUGGUUAAAGCCGUGGUUCUUCCAGGAAGGGUAACUGCUGUAGAGCCCAUAACUAAUCACGGAGGCGCCAGCGUGAGCACUCGACACCUACAUCCGAGCCUGCGAUGGCUCUUUGGCGUGGCAGCAGUGGCUACAGAUGUUGGCCAUCUACUUCUAAUUGACCUUUGCUUGGAUGAUUUAUCCUGCAGCCAGAAUGAAAUAGAAGCAUCGGAUCUGGAAGUUGUCAGUAGAAUUCCUGCGGAAGUUCCACAGAGAAGAGAAACUGUGACCAGAGAAGGGAGACAUCUCUGUUUUCAAUUACAAAAUCCUUCAGGAACAGCAGUAUCAACCCUCAGCUACAUAAGCAGAAGCAAUCAGCUCGUUGUGGGUUUUUCAGAUGGCUACCUGUCACUAUGGAACAUGAAAACGUUGAAGAGGGAGCACCACUCUCAGCUUGAAGGAGGAAGGAUUCCUGUCUAUGCUGUCACUUUUCAAGAGCCUGAGAAUGAUCCUCGCAAUUGUUGCUACUUGUGGGCAGUUCAGUCUACCCAAGAAAGUGAAGGUGAUGUUGUGAGUUUACAUCUGUUGCAGUUAGCAUUUGGUGAGAGAAAACGCUUGGCAUCAGGACAGGUCAUGUAUGAGGGUUUGGAAUACUGUGACGAAAGGUACAGUUUGGAUCUCACGGGUGGAGUCUUUCCCUUGAGAGGGCAGACCAGCAAUACCAAGUUACUCAGCUGUCAGACUGUAGAAAAAUUUCGUAACCAUGUUGACAGAGAAGAUAGUGUUAAUGAAGUAAUAUCUCCUGAGACCAGUGUAUCCAUCUUCAGCUGGCAAGUGAAUACGUAUGGUGAGGGAAAGGCAUCUACUUACUUGGGCGUAUUUGACAUUAAUCGCUGGUAUCAUGCUCAGAUGCCAGAUUCACUAAGGCCAGAAGAAUUCCUUCAUGAUUGCCCCUAUUUUGCGUUGUGGUCACUGGAUACUGUACUAAGUAUGACUUCUCCAAGCCUCAUUUUGGAUAUUCUGGUACAUGAAAGGAGUCUAAGUCACGGAGUUCCUCCAUCUUAUCCACCACCUGAACAGUUUUUUAAUCCAAGCACCUAUAAUUUUGAUGGUACAUGCUUGCUGAACUCCGGAGUUGUCCAUAUGACUUGCACCGGCUUCCAGAAGGAGACCUUGAAUUUUUUGAAGAAAUCUGGACCUUCAAUACGUGAAGCCAUUCAUGAUAGCUACAAGAGGUGUCUUGUAGCUGGCUUGCUGUCUCCAAGGCUAAUUGAUGUCCAGCCAUCUAGUUUGAGUCAGGAGGAGCAGUUGGAAGCGGUAUUGUCAGCUGCUGUCCAGACAGGUUCGCUGGAACUUCUGACUGGCUGCAUUAAACAUUGGACAUCUGAAGAGCAGCCAAGUUCUGCUGCUAGUUUAAGGUUUGUUCUCGAGUGGACAUGGAACAAAGUGAUCUACACAAAAGAUGAAUUUGACCAAAUAUGUGUUCCACUGUUUGAUGGCUCUUGCAACUUCAUUGACCCACAGACAUUACAGUCCCUGCAGCACUGCCAGUUGCUUUUGAGCAACCUUAGCACUGUCUUAAACUGUUUUCUAUCAGAAGCACAAGAGCUCACUGAAAAAGGUUUUAGAGACUUGACAAAUAAGCACGUGGUAACCAGCCUCCUUUCUCUGUAUGCGCAAGUGGUCAUCUGGUUCUGCCGAUCGAGUCUCCUUCCUGAGGGUUUAGGGGAUGAUAGGCAUUUGUCUAGACCUUUCUACAACUAUCCUCUGAUUCAGAGCUACUAUACUGGCCAUCGACAGAAACUUGAGCGUCUAUCAAGAGGGAAAUGGGAUUCUGACUGCUUGAUGAUCGAUGGAAUGGUUUCCCAGUUAGGAGACCAAGUUGAGAAGUUGUGGAGGAGAGAUGAAGGAGGAACUGGGAAAUACCCACCUGCUAGUUUACACGCACUACUGGAUCUCUAUUUGCUAGAAAGCGUUGAAGAAAGCUACAAACAUGCAAUUACCAUUUACUUGCUGCUAGAUAUCAUGCAUUCCUUUCCUAAUAAAACGGAAACUUCAAUCGACUCCUUCCCGACUGCCUUUGCUAUCCCCUGGGGACUCGUUAAGCUUAUUCAGGGUUUUUGGCUUCUAGAUCACAAUGAUUACGAGAAUUCACUGGCCCUGCUCUUUCAUCCAGCUGCAAUCAAAACUGUGUCAUGGCAACAUACGAGAAUUAUUCAGUCCCUCAUGUGCCAAGGAGAGCAGAGGCGAGCCCUCCGAUACAUGCAGAUGAUGAAGCCAUCAGUGUCAGGCAGUAGCGAAGUGCAGCUUUUCCUCACUGUGUUGUUGUCCAAUAGGUGCAUGGUGGAGGCUUGGGAUCUGUUGCAUCAGCACACCGCUAAGUUAAACAUAGAAGAGCUGUUAAAACACAUGUUUGAAACCUGCCAGGAGAUGGGGCUAAUGGAGGACUUACUGAAACUGCCUUUCACAGCCACUGAACAAGAGUGUCUGGAGAAGUUUUUACAGACCAAUGCUGGUGUUCAGAAUGCUGAAUUUCUUUUAGUCCACCACCUGCAACGCGCCAACUAUAUCCCAGCACUACAGCUGAAUCAGUCAAUGAAGGCUAAUCUUAUGAACGAUCCCGAUCCUCGCUUCAGAGAGAGAGCAGUUGCCAGAAAUUCCAUAUUAGACCAAUACGGCAAGAUCCUUCCUAGAGUUCAAAGGAAGCUGGCUGCAGAGAGAGCCAGGCCGUAUCAUUUGCCUUCAUUGGCCUUAAGAGAAGUCACAAGGCCAAAGCCAUUAUCAACAGUAACAAAACAAGCUAAUGCAGGAAACGUGCAUACCAGAGCAACUUUCAUCAGUAAUGUGUUGUCCAAAAUCGGAGAAGUAUGGGCAGAAAAUGAGCGGAAAACCAGUUUCUCACAAUACAAUAGCCCUAGAGUUACAGAGCCACCAGCCGUGCCUCCUCCUCUCCCUGAGGCAGAGUUGUGCAGUGCAUUUGUUGGCACACCAGUUACAAGAUUUUCACAAAAAUCUUCCAGAUUGCUGGAUUUGGUGGUUCGUCCUGUCCCUUCAUGUUCUGCAGCACAGGGUGGUAGCUGGCAGUCACCGUGCGGAGCUUCUGCUUCAUUCAUGGCAUCCAGCCCGUUGAAAUCAAAUACGCACGGUUCCACCUUACAAAAGAAUUCUUCGGGAGUGCUAGAGCUGAAUUUACUACAGACUCCUCUUGUGGUUAAGAGAGCUAAAUUUUUGGCUACAUCUGCUUCUGGUUUUCCUGGCUUUACUCCUCAGUCUAUUCUCAGAUCCAGCCUUCGCACCACACCUUUAGCAACUCCCUCUGCAUCUCCAGGACGAUCAGUUACUCCUCCUCUACGAGCAAAGGAACCUAGAAUAUCUUUCAGGGAAGAGACCUCAAAUACAAAGUGGACUGUUGGGGUAACAGAAGAUGAUAAAGCACUAUUUGGAGCUUUGUCGGAACAUCAUCAUGGAGUGGUGGAGGAUGCUUGGUCUGAAAGUAGAGAUAAGGUAACUCUGUUUACUCUGAGCAAUCCUGAGGAGGAUGGUGCUGAAAUGGAAGAGUCUUCAGAAAGCACACCUGGAGAUGGUUUGGAGAAAAUGGAUGUCAGCAAAGAAAACAGCAGCUUCUCUGUGAAGUCAGACCAAACAACUUUGGAUUAUCAUGAUGCAAAAUCACCUGGCGAUUUUGAAGAUGAUGUCAUCUUUAUAGCUGCUAAACCAGCUCAUUCUUCCUCUGAAGAAAUUGCUGAUCUCCAAGCAUCGGAGAAGGAAGGAGACAGUGGAAUGGUUGAAGAUAAACCUUUCCAGGUGGAACAACCAGGUUCAUCAGAACUACAAAAAGGAUCUGGAUUUGUGGGAGAGUCAAAUGCUGAGUGGCUUACCCUUCCUGAGGAUGGUAAAUUGGCAUUUAAAGCAGCUGAGGCUGCUAGUUUGGGGACUGCAAGUGAAGGUGAAACGAACCACCAGGAGUGCAAAACAUCCUCUUCCUCGGAAGAAAAAGCCAUACCAGUUGCAACAAGCGCACAGCUUGCUGGAUCCCUGGAGGCAGACAGUGACUGUAUGUACGGUGUGAUAAGUAUCCUUGACAGUGAGGAUGUGGUCAGUACUCAUUCAGAAAAUCGCCUUGAGGGGAAGCACGUGGAUUUGCCUGAAGAAUGUAACCUGGAAGCAGCUGAAGUUGAAGAAAAUGUUCCCUUUCCACAGGAAGAAAUAAUGGUUUCUAACAGUCUUCCUAAAACUGAGGAAAUUAACGUUAUUGAAGAUAGUGUGGGUAAGGUGGCAACCUCAGAAGCGGCACCUGAAACAUCGCUGUGUAGUGAAUUCCACCCAUCAGGCAAUCUUCAAUACAGCUAUGCUUCUUUAGAGCAACAAUUUGCACAUGAUUUGCCAGCUAGUGAUGAUGGCGAAUGUGAUGCAGCUGAGGGAGAUGGAGAGCUCUUUAUAUCUCCAAGCAAUUUUACUUUAGUCUUGGAAGGAGAAGAAGGCGAAGCAGAGAUGGGAGACCCUACGUCAGUAGAUGCUUCUAAAGCAGCAGGCACAACAACAGAGGAAAAACCUGUGACCAGUUUAGGAAAUACUGAAACCCAAGAACAUGUUACAAACUCAGUGUCCACUGUAACUAGUGAUCAGGAAUCUCAAAAUAUUGCGGAGUCGUUCCCGUAUGUGCCUGAACCCAUUAAGGUAGCUAUUGCUGAGAACUUACUGGAUGUAAUCAAAGACACAAGAAGUAAAGAAUUUACAUCUGAAGUUGUAGAACAAUCUAUUAAUGAGACCAUAGGUAAAAAGGUCACUAGGUUCCGGAAGGGAAGAGCUCCCUUAACAACUGUGCCAGGAGUGGAAGAUGAAAGCAGGAUGCAUCAGGUAGAGUAUGUCAUCACUCCUAGGACACGCGCAAGGGGACAGCUGAGUGGAAGUCUGGGUGUUCCCUCGGCAGGCACUCAGCAGCUGCUGCAGAAAGACAAACCAGUUCUGUUUGGACUGUCUCCUGGGAGAGGUACCAAGCGAACAAAAGAAGCGCCUGAGACUCCCAGUCUUCAAACAGAAGGAAAUACUCAAGAUGAACAAAUACCUGCGAUGCCUGUUACUCCUAGGAGAAGUACCAGGCGAACAAAGGAAGCGCCUGAGACUUCUAGUCUUCAAACAGAAGGAAGUACUCAAGGUGAGCAAAUACCUGUGGUGCCUGUUACUCCUAGGAGAGGUAGGAAGCCUAAACUCACUAGUUCAGAAAAGGUAGAAAGCAGCCAUUCUGAUGGACAAGCGUUGCCUGUCAGCAGGCUGCCCGCAGCUGUCACUCCAAGAAGAGGAUUAAGGAGAGCAAAGGAAGCUGCGUCCGAAGUCUUGCAAGAGGCUGACAAGGAAAGUUCUCCUGCUGAAGGUAGCAUUAUUGCUUCUGCUCCUCCCAAAAGGACUAGAGGAAGAAAAUGUUCAGCAGGAGGUCAAGAAGCUGGCCAGAGUGCCGCUGAUCAGAAGAUUAAAAAGGCAGCCAGUCCCAGCAGAAGUGCAAGAAAACUGAAGCACGUUAAUUUAGAAUUUACUGAAAGUAUUGUCAAGGAUCAAGAGGGGCAGCCUGGAGACCAGCUGCUCUUACCUGUGCCAACUAAAAGAGGCAGAAGGAGAAAGAUGAGUUCAUCAGAAGUUUCAGAGAAUUCCGACCUUGAUCUGUCUAAAUCAUCGCUUCCUCAGGCAGGAUUUAAACUUCCUGUCACUCCUAGAAGAAGUGCGAGGAAGGGGGCACAAAGUUUCUUGGAAGGCAAAGAAUCUGCCUCUGCUCAGGAAGGCAUCCAUGCGGGUGGGGAAGUGGAAAUCCUUGACACUCCUAAGGGAAGAAGAAGAAGAGGAGUUCCACAAGCCAAGCAAGAAAAAACAGAUACUCAUGAACAAGAGCUUCCACUGCCGAAUGAGGAAUCAGCCACACCUGGGAGCACAGUGAGGAGAGGCCGUGGGGGCAGAAAGAGACGGUUGUUACUGAAGGAGAGCACAGGGGAGGAGGCCUUCUGCCGAGGACCUGAUGGCAGUCCUUUGCUGCUUGAAGAGACAGACCUGUCAGGACGUGAUGAAGGAUCAAGAGCUUUAACAGAUCACGUUACAAGAACCAGAUCCUGCAGAACUGCCGUGCAUCGGAAACUGUCUGUUGAGGAAAACGAGGCCUUCCUUUUCUCUCCUCCUCUCACAAAGCUGACAAAGAAAUUCAAAGCUGGAAAAGCAGACCAUCCUGUGCAGCUUAAGGAUUUAGACCCGGACUUGUCUUCUCAAUUUGUCUUUUCACCCCCUCUUUUGAGGUCAAGGAGAAAAAAUGUAUCUAGCAUUUCCCGAAUUGUGAAAGAACCAGAGCUUCCAACUAAAGAGGAAGAGGAUACCCAAUCCAUAGAGUCUGUGGGAAAGCAAAAAUUGAAGAGGGGUAGAACUGCAAAAUCAAAAAUGAAGAAAGCAAGCAAAACCACAAAGAAAGAAGGUUCUUGGUCACCUCCACCGGUGGAGAUUAAAUUCAUCUCUCCUUUUGGAAGUCCAGUGGAUGGAACAAAAAGCAAACAGAAAGAAACCACAGACGCAGCAGAGAAGACUCUACGAAAGAACAAAAAAAGACUGUCUAAUUUUCCAAAGCCAGUUGUGCGCCGGAAGAUGCUGUAACUGUUUUUUAAGUUUAUAAUGUACACCACUGUUUGUAAAGUCAUCAAAAUUAUGUGGAUUAAUAAAAAGAAAAAAAAUCAUUAAUUUGGAAGAGAUAAUUUAUAUAAAUUAUUGUAAAAUUUCAUAAGCAAAUGGUCUUCAGUAAGUAACUCCGUAUGGAGUGUGAUUUCCUCAGUCAAUGCAGUUUUCUAUUUUAUAUUGAGACUUCAUACAUUUAUAUAAUAUGUAAAUACAGCUUAUUUUAGGAAUGUUAAAUAAAAAUGUAUGCUUCACAAUCUGCUUACUGUCUGAUAGCUUUUUGAGGGAAUAGUGGGUUCAAUCAUCUGUACCAUUCAGAAAUUUUAAUGUUGGUUUGCAAGAAUUGCUGACCCUCAAAAGUGAGGUCAAAAGCUUUUUAAGCUUUUUAAAAGUUUGCAUAGAGCUUCUUUUAACAAGUAAACAUUUUAAACAUACUCAUUUAAAUUUUAUAAAUUAUGUUUGACCUUCUGGCACAAAUAAUUGGGCUCACAAUACAAACUGGUAAUUCCUUACAUUCACGGUUAAGUUGUACUGUAUUGAAGUCAGAAUGUAAACAAUUGUAUUUUAAGCUGUGCAAUAUAUAUAAUUUUUUUUUUUUUUGUAUUUGUCUUAAACUUUGGGAAAGCUGCUCUUUAGUUCAUAAAACUAGAUCACAUCUCGGAUGAUUUACUAUUUUUUACAAUUUGUUAUCAGCAAAAAAUUAACUGUAUAGAAGGUUUGAUGCUUGCAGUAGCAUAUCAGAUUGAAAGGGAUACUACCUGCAUACUUGGGAAUUUAAAGCGAAAGUAUUUUCAUAAAGUUAAUAGGAAUGCUACUAUAAUUGAAGGAAUUAUUGUCUGUAAACAUAUUUUGCAAUAUUUGAAGCCUGCAUAUCACGGCACUGGAAACCUGAUGGUAAAGCGAACGUAAUAGUCUGAAAAAGGUACAAAAAUGUACAGAAAUCUUAGUUGCAAACCAUAUGUUUGAACAAUUAUGUCAUUCAUAAUCUGGGGCUGUGGAGUAAAUGUUCCCUACAAAGCUUCAAUUUGUAAAAAUAGAUUCAAAAAUCUAUUCUUUUAAAAGCAGACAUGGAAGUACUAUUUUGAUGUGCAGUCUUUUAGACAAUGGAUUAUUUUUAUGUAUGUUAAUUUAUGUAUGGAUGCAACGUUGAAGACUACAGAACGGUGGAAUCUGACAUUAAACUUUUCCAUUAGUAAAAACCACUAAAGUUA
Tyto alba (common barn owl) is the source of this 8409-nucleotide messenger RNA. Its product is annotated as protein ELYS. Bases 233 to 7180 code for a protein of 2315 amino acids. The record is from RefSeq and is a predicted model, not a curated record. The transcript has 37 exons. NCBI's taxonomy places the organism in Eukaryota, Metazoa, Chordata, Aves, Strigiformes, Tytonidae.